AUGACAUCGAGGAGCGGCGUCAUCAAAGCAAGGGCCUACUGUGUGCACGCCUUUUACCGAGAAUGUCUGCAAGAGUUUCUCGAACAGGCACCGCAGCUUCCAAGUGACAGGGUCGGAUGCCCAACCUGCUUCGCGCCAAUGACCUGGGCGGAGGGUCAGGAAGAGAUAAACCAGGAUGAGGAACAGAACCGACCAGCCAAGCAGGCGCAGAUCACAAACAGACAGACGCUGGCAGCGACGGAGGAGCAGCGUGAUGUCUACCGAUCCGCCCUCGAGGCGCAGCGCUGCCAUUCGCGCUGGCUGCCAUGGGUGAACCACCCCUUGUCCCGUUUCCAUGCACCUCUUUUUGUUUCGGAGGCCACCAAGAUGAGUGCGCAAUGA
Molecule: messenger RNA, 381 nt
Organism: Symbiodinium pilosum
Lineage: Eukaryota; Dinophyceae; Suessiales; Symbiodiniaceae
Source: the annotation of a GenBank genome assembly